Molecule: messenger RNA, 3163 nt
Organism: Entelurus aequoreus (snake pipefish)
Lineage: Eukaryota; Metazoa; Chordata; Actinopteri; Syngnathiformes; Syngnathidae
Gene: zdhhc15b
Product: zinc finger DHHC-type palmitoyltransferase 15b
Exons: 11
Coding region: 89-1093 (334 amino acids)
Biological process (GO): peptidyl-L-cysteine S-palmitoylation; synaptic vesicle maturation; protein targeting to membrane
Cellular component (GO): Golgi apparatus; endoplasmic reticulum
Molecular function (GO): protein-cysteine S-palmitoyltransferase activity
Source: RefSeq, a predicted model, not a curated record
GGUGUAGUUAAUCGACGGCCGAUGACGUCGUUGCAGCAAGCCCAGGAAGUCUAGUCGAGCGCAGAGCAUCUCCGCGCUUCGAUGGAGUAUGGCGCUCUCCCGAGGCUUGAGAUGCUGCCAGAGGGUUUUCUCCUGGAUACCUGUGCUUAUUAUCACCUGCGUGGUGUUGUGGUCCUACUACGCCUACGUCUUCCAGCUGUGUCUGUUCACCCUGUCCAACACUUUGGAAAAAGUGGCCUAUUUACUGGUGUUCCAUGUGUGCUUUGGGAUGUUUUCCUGGACCUACUGGCAGUCCAUCUUUACACCUCCUGCUUCCCCAUGCAAGAAGUUUCGGCUGUCGUACUCAGAAAAGGAACGAUACGAGAUGGAGGAAAGGCCGGAUGCACAGAAACAAAUCCUGGUAGAGAUUGCUAAGAAGCUGCCCAUCUAUACCCGAGCUCAGUCUGGAGCUAUCAGGUUCUGCGACCGCUGCCAGGUGCUGAAGCCUGACCGCUGUCACCACUGCUCGGUCUGUGAAAUGUGUAUUUUGAAAAUGGACCACCACUGUCCCUGGGUGAAUAACUGCGUUGGCUUUUCCAACUACAAGUAUUUCCUGCUUUUCCUCUCCUAUUCCAUGCUUUACUGCAUAUUCAUCGCAGCCACCGUCUUUCAGUACUUCAUCAAAUUCUGGGUGGGGGACUUGCCAAACGGGCCUGCAAAGUUCCAUGUCCUUUUUCUCAUGUUUGUGGCGCUCAUGUUCUUUGUCAGUCUCAUGUUCCUCUUCGGUUAUCACUGCUGGUUGGUGGCCAAAAACAGAUCCACUUUAGAGGCCUUCUCUGCUCCAGUUUUUGUCAACGGACCAGACCGACAUGGCUUUAACGUUGGCAUACGCAGAAAUCUGCAGCAAGUGUUCGGAAAAGACCGGAGACUGUGGUUUAUUCCAGUUUUUACAAGCCAAGGGAACGGCCACUACUUCCCCUUAAAGAAUCGGAGAGAGUGUCAAAACCCCUUGCUAGCCAAUGAGGAGAUUUGGGAGGAGUCAGACGAAGCCUCCGAGGAAGGAAGCUGGGGUGAAGAUGAAGAGCUGUCUGUUACCAUAGAGAGGGAGGAAUAGCACUUCCAUGUGAGAAGUGACACACCCAACCUGUAGAUGAUGUUUUCCUCUCGUAAAGACAAUGUGACCAAGCAGCCGUCUGCUUCCUGUCAUGAAGCGCAGUGUCAUGUGAUCAUGUGUACAUGAGGUAAGCCAUGCUCCUCUGUAUCCCCUUUUGCACUUUGUCUAAUGUUACCUCACGCUGACUUGGCUUCGACAAGCUGCUUCAGCUCAGGUGUGUCACAGAAGAAGCGUAUCGUAUUUAUUUCCUCUCCGCUAACCCGACUCAACUCGCGCCUUAAACACUUUUACGUACGUCGCCCUGUGCUGUGGGAGCCCCUUUUUCCCAGUGAAUGUACUGGACUGUGCUGUAUUUUACACAACUCUCCCAUCUUUUAUUGUCAUAUUUAGGCUGGUAAAGGGAAGAAUACUUUCAUAUCAAAAGCAUGUAAGAGAGCACAUGAAGAAUCAUAUCCUAAAUACAUUUAUGCUCAACUAGCGUCACCCCUGAGUUAAAGGUGACACCAUGUAAAUACUUUCACCAUAGCCCCGUUUCCACAGUUCAAUUCACUUGCUCCCACUUUGGUACUGUGCACUUUGGUUCAGUUAGUGUUCCCCCAGUCAAUAUAAAUCUACCUCCAUAGUAAAGCAGAGCCACAUCCCACACUGUGCACAAGUUCCCCGUUUAGAGUCAAAAAGCGAAUGUAAAAAUGUCAACCAAUGAGUGGCAGGGCGCUUCAUAUGAACAUUUUACAGCAAAUGUAUUCCGAGACCCUUCCUGCUCUGUCUCUGAUCACAAUAUAACAAUGAUAAAAUGACACAUUUACCUAGACAUACUCACUGCAGGGUUAAUACUGGGCUGGACGUUUUAGAAAGAUGUGCAGAAUUAUGUUAGAUUGACUAUUUUGCACAAAAGAUGUAUUAAGUUGAAUUCAAGUUUAAUUUGAAGUAUAAAAAUGGUUUAAUAUACAGUACAGGCCAAAAGUUUGGACACGACUUCUCAUUCAAUGUGUUUUCUUUAUUUUCAUGACUACCGUAUUUUUCGGAGUAUACACUACCGUUCAAAAGUUUGGGGUCACAUUGAAAGGUCCUUUAUUUUGAAGGAAAAGCACUGUACUUUUCAAUGAAGAUAACUUUAAACUAGUCUUAACUUUAAAGAAAUACACUCUAUACAUUGCUAAUGUGGUAAAUGACUAUUCUAGCUGCAAAUGUCUGGUUUUUGGUGCAAUAUCUACAUAGGUGUACAGAGGCCCAUUUCCAGCAACUAUCACUCCAGUGUUCUAAUGGUACAAUGUGUUUGCUCAUUGGCUCAGAAGGCUAAUUGAUGAUUAGAAAACCCUUGUGCAAUCAUGUUCACACAUCUGAAAACUCUUUAGCUCGUUACAGAAGCUACAAAACUGACCUUCCUUUGAGCAGAUUUGAGUUUCUGGAGCAUCACAUUUGUGGGGUCAAUUAAACACUCAAAAUGGCCAGAAAAAGAGAACUUUCAUCUGAAACUCGACAGUCUAUUCUUGUUCUUAGAAAUGAAGGCUCAAACACAAAAUUGUUUGGGUGACCCCAAACUUUUGAACGGUAGUAUAAGUCGCACCAGCCGAAAAUGCAUAAUAAAGAAGGAAAAAAACAUAUAUAAGUCGCACUGGAGUAUAAGUCGCAUUUUUGGGGGAAAUGUAUUUGAUAAAAGCCAACACCAAGAAUAGACAUUUGAAAGGCAAUUUCAAAUAAAUAAAGAAUAGUGAACAACAGGCUGAAUAAGUGUACGUUAUAUGAGGCAUAAAUAACCAACUGAGAACGUGCCUGGUAUGUUAACGUAACAUAUUAUGGUAAGAGUCAUUCAAAUAACUAUAACAUAUAGAACAUGCUAUACGUUUACCAAACAAUCUGUCACUCCUAAUCGCUAAAUCCCAUGAAAUCUUAUACGUCUAGUCUCUUACGUGAAUGAGCUAAAUAAUAUUAUUUGAUAUUUUACGGUAAUGUGUUAAUCAUUUCACACAUAAGUCGCUCCGGAGUAUAAGUCGCACCCCCGGCCAAACUAUGAAAAAAAAACUGCGACUCAUAGUCCGAAAAAUACUGUAUAUUCAUUGUAGAUUGUCA